Molecule: messenger RNA, 1038 nt
Organism: Fonsecaea erecta
Lineage: Eukaryota; Fungi; Ascomycota; Eurotiomycetes; Chaetothyriales; Herpotrichiellaceae
Exons: 3
Coding region: 1-1038 (345 amino acids)
Molecular function (GO): oxidoreductase activity, acting on NAD(P)H
Source: RefSeq, a predicted model, not a curated record
AUGGCACCUUCAAACCGCGCCGCAUGGCUCCGCGAACUAAAGUCGCCGUUCCAAGUCGGGCCGUCUGAGAUCGGCAAGCCGGGCCCCGGCGAGGUGCUCGUCAGGAAUCGCGCCGUCGCCAUGAACCCGGUCGACUGGAUGAUGCAGGACGGCGCAUAUCCGGCCGGGUCGCUGCCCCGGAUCCUCGGCAACGACGUCUCCGGCGUCGUCGUCGAGGUCGGCGAGGGGGUCACGCAGUUCCACAAGGGUCAACGGGUGCUGGCGCACGCCAUUGGUCUGCCCACCAACGAGCCCCGGCACGGCGGGUUCCAGGAGUACACGGUGGUGCCGGCCGUGGGGUGCUGCGCGAUUCCAGACGCGAUGAAGCACGAAGAGGCGUGCGUCUUGCCGCUGGCCAUCUCGACUUCCAGCCUCGCCCUAUUCCAUGAAGCGAAACUGGGUCUGAGGUUGCCCGGCGGGGAUGCGGCUGGUGCGGAGACAAGCCAGGGUGACGAGGCGAUCCUCGUCUGGGGAGGCAGUUCUAGCAUCGGCGCCCUCGCCAUCCAGCUGGCCGUGGCGGCCAAGUAUAAAGUGAUAGCGACGGCGUCGCCGCGGAAUUUCGACCUGUGCAAGAAGCUGGGCGCGAUCGAUGUGUUUGAUUACUCGAGCCCGAGCAUCGUGGGGGACUUGACGGCCGCGAUGCAGAAGUAUACCUGUCGGGGUGCCUAUGAUGCUGCUUCGAAGCGAGAUACACAGUUGAACGUGGCACAGGUUUUGGCCCAGCUAGGCGGAGGGAAGAUGACGGUGGUGCUACCCCUCGUCGAAGGAAUUCCGGCAACCGUGCAAACCAGCGACGUCUACGCCCCGGCAAUCCUCCAGCAAGACAAGGCACUUGGAAAGGCAAUAUACGGGGAUUUCCUGCCAAGGGCGCUCGAGCAGGGCAUCAUCAAGCCGGCCCCGCCGUCAGAUGUGGUCGGGCACGGUGUCGAGCAUAUUCAGGGGGCUGUCGAUAAGUUGCGAGCCGGUGUGUCGGCGUCGAAGGUGGUGGUGACGCUGUGA